Molecule: messenger RNA, 699 nt
Organism: Morus notabilis
Lineage: Eukaryota; Viridiplantae; Streptophyta; Magnoliopsida; Rosales; Moraceae
Exons: 2
Coding region: 1-699 (232 amino acids)
Source: RefSeq, a predicted model, not a curated record
AUGGCUCGUGGAGGCCAGCAGCACAACAAUAAUCGGUUUCAGGCAUUGACUCCACCUGCGUCUUCUAACACUAUGGACCAGCAGGAUCCGACGGCCAUGGACGGCACGAACAGUCUGUAUUUCCUUCAUAGCGAAGAUCAUCCUGGUCUCAUUUUGGUAUCCCAUCCUCUCACUGGCCCUAACUACAACACUUGGAACAGAGCUAUGUUCAUGGCUCUCAAUGCCAAACACAAGCUAGGUUUUGUUGAUGGGUCUAUUUCAAAACCAUCCGCUCAAGCACCUCCUGGCUGGAAUCUGGUCUCAUUGCAACAGCAUGAUUUGCACAAGAGAUUUCAUCAAAGCAAUGCGCCACGUAUUUUCCAAAUCAAGCAACAGCUACAAGGCCUAUGUCAAGCCUCUCUGGACAUCAAUACCUACUAUACACGCUUGAAGAUUCUCUGGGAUGAACUCAAGCACUACCAGCCCAUUCCGGUCUGCCAUUGUGGAGGUAUGAAAGCUUGGCUUGAUUAUCAACAACAAGAAUAUGUCAUGCAAUUUCUAAUGGGUUUGAAUGAGUCUUAUGGAACAAUCAGAGAACAGAUCUUGCUGAACGAUCCUCUGCCUUCCAUUUCGAAAGUGUUUAACCUUGUUGUUCAGGAAGAGAGACAACGUACAAUAGGUACCGGAUCCACUGGUCCAGCCAAUCCUCUAGCAUUUUAG